Molecule: messenger RNA, 1547 nt
Organism: Leptonychotes weddellii (Weddell seal)
Lineage: Eukaryota; Metazoa; Chordata; Mammalia; Carnivora; Phocidae
Source: RefSeq, a predicted model, not a curated record
AUGUGGGUGUGCGGUGGUGCUCGCCGUGGCACCUGCUGUGGGAGGAGCACUUUCAGGAAGCUCUUUCUGGAAAACAGGGUGAAUUGUUUAACCAAGUCUCUUCUGACUGUCUUUGUGUCUCAGGUUUCACAGGCCGUGCAGUGGCUGGUCUCUCACUGCCCCUGUUCCCUUGACCUUUGCUGCCAGACCCUCGUUCAGUAUGUGGAAGAUGGGGUUGGUCGUGAGUUUAGUGGCCGGUUUUUCCAUGACAGAAGAGAGAGGCGGCAGGGCGGCCUGGCCUCACAGGAGCCUGGAGCCAUCAUCGAGCUGUUCAACAGUGUGCUGCACUUCCUCGCCUCCCUGGUGUCCUCUGAACAGCUGUGCGACCUGUCCUGGCCUGUCACUGAGUUUGCUGAGGCGGGGGGCAGCUGCCUGCUUCCUCACCUUCAUUGGAACGCCCCGGAGCACCUGGCCUGGCUGAGGCAGGCUGUGCUCAGCUUCCAGCUUCCACAGAUGGACCUUCCACCCCUGGGGGCGCCCUGGCUCCCUGUGUGCUCCAUGGUCGUCCAGUAUGCCUCCCAGAUCCCCAGCUCUCGCCAGACGCAGCCUGUUCUCCAGUCCCAGGUGGAAAACCUGCUCUGCAGAACCUACCGCAGGUGGAAGAGCAAAAGCCAUUCCCUGGGCCAGGGGACAGGGCCCUCAGUUGCUGAGAUCCCAUGGGACGAUGUCAUUGCUUUGUGCAUCAACCACAAGCUGAGGGACUGGACGCCCCCCAGGCUUCCCGUCACAUCAGAGGCUCUGAGUGAAGAUGGUCAGAUAUGUGUAUAUUUUUUUAAAAACCAUUUGAAAAAAUAUGAUGUUCCUUUGUCAUGGGAACAAGCCAGAAUGCAGACACAUAAGGAGCUACAUCUGAGUCAGGAGCGUUUGGGGAUAAAGUCUUUUCAUCCUGCAAACAAGUUUCCGGCUCCGUUACUACACACGCACCGGAAAGGGAAGAGGAAUGUGGAGCAUGGCCCAGAGGGGCGGGUUCCCAGCACCCAAGAUCUGAUGUGCCGAGCCUCUGCCCAGGAGCUGCUAGCCCAGUGUCUGUCCCAGAGUCUGCUGCUGGAGAAAGAGGAGAGCAAGAGGUUUGAAGAUCAGCUUCAGCAGUGGUUGUCUGCAGACUCAGGAGUGUUUACGGAUUCAGUGUCCCUUCCCCUCUACCUUCCUCGGACUCUGGUGUCUCUGCCUCAAACUAUUGAACCUGUGAUGAAGACAGUGACCGCUACUAGCCCUCAGAAUGAAAGGACAGGGGAGCAGCUGCAGUUGUCAGAGGCAACAGGCACAUCUAUGAGCGAACGGCUAAAGCACCUGGAAAGGCUGAUGCGGAGUUCAAGGGAGGAGGAAGUUGCCUCUGAGCUCCAUCUCUCUGCACUGCUGGACAUGGUGGACAUUUGAGCUCCUGGACAUGAGAGAGGGAAGGUCUCCAGAAGAUUUUUGCUUUUACUCAAAAUAAUGUUAUUCUCAGAUGCUUGAUGCACUGUUGGGAAUGUGAUUAUUAAUCAUGCAAAUAAACAUUUGAAUGUCUA